Besnoitia besnoiti is the source of this 2118-nucleotide messenger RNA. RefSeq names its product CMGC kinase. Gene Ontology annotation, biological process: protein phosphorylation; intracellular signal transduction. Gene Ontology annotation, cellular component: nucleus; cytoplasm. The coding region runs from base 1 to 2118 and encodes 705 amino acids. Gene Ontology annotation, molecular function: MAP kinase activity; ATP binding. The record is from RefSeq and is a predicted model, not a curated record. NCBI's taxonomy places the organism in Eukaryota, Apicomplexa, Conoidasida, Eucoccidiorida, Sarcocystidae. The transcript has 7 exons.
AUGCAAGAUAUGCCCGCACCAGGCGCCACGCGUCCUUCUCAUGAAAAGCGGACGCAGUCCGCGCAGGCUGGUGAUUCUCGGUCGGACAAGCUGCCUGCAGCCCUGGAGGAACGGUACAGGGUGCUACGGAAGCUGGGUAGUGGGGUGUACGGUGACGUGUACGUAUGUGCGUUCGUCGGAGACUACCCCGGAAGAAACAGCGAUGUGAAUAAUGCAGCUGCAAGCAGCAGAGAGAAUGGAUCCCUGCUCGCCCGCAGUUAUGUAGAGACUGUGAGCGGAGGAGGAGUGAAGGCAACUGAAGAGCUGAAGCAGAGCAAGACAGCUGCCCCGCUCUUUGCAAUAAAGCGUGUGCGGCUUCCAACAUCGAAGCUGAAAUCCUUGUUCGGCAUGGAGCAGCAAGUGCUGCGAGAACUCACGGUUCUUCGUGGCCUGAAUCAUGUGAACGUCCUCAAGCUUGAGGCCUUCUACUUUGAACUGGAACCGUGGGAUCGCAGCGGGCCUUUUCGCGCGGCUCUCAAGCGCAUCACUUCUGACGUCCGCCGAGAGAAAGGCCAGAACGUGCCUGGCGUGUGUGACAAGGAAGCCAGGCGACGAGACACUGUUUCGGAGAAAAACGGUGCGGACAGAGGCCCCGGGGCUGACGGUUUUCAUGCGCAAGGCAGUGAGAGCGGGAUUACCUCUGCGCAGUUGCGUUCUUUCCGAGAGGCAGUGGCUAAGGCCGAACGCGAGUCGCAUUCAGAGAGCGCGUUCAGGAGAUUUCAGGAGGAGGCUGUGGCAGCCCACGAGGCAGCGAUGAAGAGGAAGCUGCGGCCCGAGCAACUUUAUCGCCCAACAGUCUACAUGAUUUUCGAGCUCUGCGACUGUGACCUAGCGAAAUUCGCAGACAUGCGGUACAAAGCCUUCCUCGACUUCUGGCGCAGCGCUGGGCAGCGGUCCCAGGCGCAGACUGAGGGCGCGCAAGGCGGCGAGCAGUUCUGCUUGGGCAGUACCUCAAGCGAGGACGCGCCUCCCCUGCCCGGCGUAACGGAGCCUGAGGCUCAGCUGAUUGCGUAUCAGCUCUUCCAAGGGCUCGCGUAUUGUCACUCACGCGGCGUCCUUCAUCGAGAUGUCAAGUCGCAGAACGUCAUGAUGUUGCGAGACGUGGGCUCUGACGGGACAGAGCACUGGGUGGCAAAACUAGGAGACUUCGGCCUGGCGUGCUGCACGCACUCAGCCGACUCGAGCAGAACCGAGGAAGUCGUGACGCUGCUGUAUCGAGCCCCAGAGCUUCUGCUUGGGCGCACUGACUACGAUGCAGCUGUCGACGUUUGGUCUAUGGCUAUUGUCAUCAUCGAAAUAAUGGUUGGUCGUCCUCCAUUCAAGGCUAGAAAUGACAUCGACAUGCUGGCUCGGAUCGUGAAGUGCGUUGGCUGCUCGGCAGCCAAAGAGUUGCUCCAAAUUGCUCCAAAUCGCGCUGCUCUGGAGUCUGUUCUUCCUCACAUCACGAAAGCUACCGAGCAGCCCAAGCUUAAACAGCUGCUUACUGACCAGUUUGGUCGGCAGCUGUUAAGCGACGAGGGUCUCGACUUUCUUACCAGGCUCAUGGAGGUCAACCCAGCAAAGCGGUUGACCGCGGCGGCGGCGCUGCAGCACCCGUGGCUGCGGCCUGUCCUCGACCGGUUCCCGAACAAAGACGCAUAUAUACAGCCUCAGGCGAGGGUGCAGCUACCGCCUUCCUUUCUGGCAGUCGACCCCCUAGCUUACAGCUGCUACGCUUUGCAGCAGCAAUCGAGCUCGAGGGCGGAUAUUGCUAUGGAAGGGCAGCCGCUUUCCAGAGCUUCGUCCUCAAGUCUGUCUUGUUCCGGCAAGUCGCCAUAUCAGGCCGACUUGAAGGUCAGCGACCUGUGUUCAAACGCAUGCUCUACGCUCUCAGUAAAUGAGACAGAGAACAGGCGGCGCGGAAGCUCAGUUCCUCUGCUGAUGCCCUGGGACGAAGCUCCCCCUCCGAGAAGCCAAUUCGACGUGCAUCGAGGUUCACACGUGCUGGCGGCAAUUACUCCUCGACUUGUCACAUCGAUAUAUCGGCGAUGCGGUCUUGGCACCUCGCAUGCGACUCGGUGCCAGGGGGGGGUUAUUUAA